Oryza sativa Japonica Group (Japanese rice) is the source of this 1920-nucleotide messenger RNA. Lineage: Eukaryota; Viridiplantae; Streptophyta; Magnoliopsida; Poales; Poaceae. The record is from RefSeq and is a predicted model, not a curated record.
CCGCCCUUUGCCUCGAUCCCCCCUAACAGCAGCAGAAUCCGCGUCCUCUCGCCGCCGCCGCCGCCCGCCGCGGCGCGCGUGCGUGCAUGUUCCGAUCCAUGGGGACGGGGACGGGGACGAAGCCGCCGGCGAUGACGACGGAGCGGUACGAGUUCGGGCCGCUCGUCGGCGAGGGCAACUUCGCCAAGGUGUACCUCGGCCGGCACAGGGCCACCGGCGAGGAGGUCGCCAUCAAGGUGAUGGACAAGGAGAAGCUCGUCAGGCUCGGCGCCACGGAGCUGAUCAAGCGGGAGAUCGCCGUCAUGCAGCGGCUGCGCCACCCGAACGUCGUCCGCAUCCACGAGGUCAUGGCCAACAAGCGCCGCAUCUGCGUCGUCAUGGAGUACGUCCGCGGCGGCGCGCUCUACCGCUACUUCCGCAGGGGCCCCAGCGGCGGCGCCGCCGGCCUCCGGGAGCACGAGGCGCGCCGGUUCUUCCAGCAGCUCGUCUCCGCCGUCGCCUACUGCCACUCCCGCGGCGUGUUCCACCGCGACAUCAAGCUGGACAACCUCCUCGUCGACGAGCAGGGGAACCUCAAGGUCGCCGACUUCGGCCUCUCCGCGCUCGCCGACAUGGAGCGGCGAGAGGCCCACCUCCAGACCGUCUGCGGGACGCCGCUGUUCCUCGCGCCCGAGGUGUUCAAGCGCCGGGGCUACGACGGCGCCAAGGCCGACGUCUGGGCAUGCGGCGUCGUCCUCUACGUGCUCCUCACCGGCCGCAAGCCUUUCCCCGACGAGCACGUCUCCAGGCUCUACCGCCUGAUCGGGCAGAACCAGUUCCAGUGCCCGCCGUCGUUCAGCCCUGACCUUGCCCGUCUCGUGCGCCGCCUCCUCCAGCCCGACCCCGACCGCCGCAUCACCAUACCAGAGAUCAUGGAGAUGAGGUGGUUCAAGAGGGGAUUCAAGGAGGUCACCUACUACAUCGACAGCAACGACCGCCUCCGCAGCCUCGACGGCCUCGACGGCGAGCCGGAGCUGUACGACUCCGACACCGACACGAUCGAGUCCUCGUCGUCGUCGGAAUCUCCCACCCCGGUGGCCGGAACGCCCCGCGGCAUGCACACCUCGGUGUCGGCGCCGGCUCUGUCCGAGCUCGACCGCAUGGAGGACAGCGCGUCCCUCCCGCUCCCGCUCCCGCUCCCGCCCCGGCCGCGCAUGCCGCGGCCCAAGAGCCUGAACGCGUUCGACAUCAUCGCGUCGUCGCCGAGCUUCGACCUGUCGGGGCUGUUCGAGGAGCGCGGCGAGAGGAUGCGCUUCGUGUCCGGCGCGCCGGUGGCCGACAUUAUCGCCAAGCUGCAGGAGAUCGCCGGGAUGGUGAGCUUCACGGCGCGGACCAAGGACUGCCAGGUGAGCAUCGAGGCGACGCGGAACGGGCAGAAGGGCGCGCUCGCCAUCUCCGCCAAGGUGUUCGAGCUCACGCGGGAGCUCGUCAUGGUCCAGGUGUGCAAGAAGGCCGGCGACACCGCCGAGUACCGCAGGUUCUGCGACAACGAGCUCAAGGCCGGCCUGCGCGGCCUCGUCGUCGACGCCCUGCCGCCUCCGGUGGAGGGCGGCGGCCAUGGCGGCGCGGCUGCUGCGGCUGAAGCCGAAUGAAUGAUGGAUCAGUUGGCUCGAAAGAAUUGAUCUUUCAACAAGGAUUGAUCCCAGUAUCUUUAAUUGUUUUUCAUUUUAUUACUCAUCAUUGAUUAGUUUAUUAGUCUAGUUUAGCAUUUUUGACAGUGAUUGUGUGGUGGAUCCUGAUGAAUGUAUCAUGUGGCACUGUUGCUGUUUAAUUAGGCUGCUAAAUGCUGCUACUAAUACCCUGUUCUCGUAGUUGUGCUCAUUAAAUUUGGGAAAGAUUGUUCAUUGGCAAGCCUAUGGAGCUGUUAACUUUGGCGUUUUA